UUCAGCUCUACCGACGUUGGAAGACGCCUGAGUCUCACAAUCUUGGGCUCGAACCUCAUUCAAGAUGAAUACCAGGACAGGGCGAGACCGUGCUAAUGUCGUAUGCGUUGAGUGCCACUCCAGAAAAGUGUGACCUGCAAGAUAGCCCUCGUCACGGAUGCGCAAACUGUCGCCGUGCCGGUGUUCAGUGCAUCCGUCGAGAUGGCGUUCGAAAGAGCCGCAAGAUGACGGCCCGGCAAAGACAGCCCAUACUGCCGAGAUCGCCGACUGUGCCGGCCGUGCCAUCGCCUCCCAGUCUUGGCACUGAUAGAGCGAGGGAUAAUCCGCGGAUGUUGACUCCAGCUCGGUCUUCCGAGUUGACAACACGGGAAUACCAGCCGGAGGGAUUCAUUUCCCAUGCUUCCGUCUUGUCGUACGACUCCGCCGCAGAGCCGAUGGCACUUCACGAUGGCCUCCCGCCGCGAGUUAUGCAGACCCGAGAUGUCUUGGUCAAGGCCACUCAAGCUGACACCUUGCCAAUGCCAUCAUUGCGCAAGGCUUUGACGGAUGCCUUCUUUGAAUUUGCCUUCCUUACUUUCCCGUCGUUGAUGCGGAAGACCUCUCGAUGGGAGAGUCGUCGAUCCUUCUACAGCAAGCUGUGUGCUUCGUUGGCAGUCUUAUGUGUCAUGACCCCAGUAGCAUGAGCUUGAGUUACUCACUUUACGAAAAGAUUGAAACUUUGAUACACGUCGAGUUCGAAAAAGACAACGUAUUCCUGCUCAAGGAACUAUGCCUCUUGUCAUGUUGGACCCCAGCCUCACCAUAUCUUGUCACGCUUCAUGGGCCGUGGCAUUGGACUGGUAUGGCUGUGCGGCUGGCAGUGCAGAUGGGAAUUCACACCCAAUCAAGUUUCAGAGAGAACAAUACCUUCGGAGUCAUACGGCGUAUAUUUUGGCAUCUGACAGUACGUUCUUAUUAUCUGAAGUAGGUUCUUAGUAUUCUCAUUCCAUCCAAUGAC
Molecule: messenger RNA, 997 nt
Organism: Colletotrichum acutatum
Lineage: Eukaryota; Fungi; Ascomycota; Sordariomycetes; Glomerellales; Glomerellaceae
Exons: 3
Coding region: 96-683 (195 amino acids)
Source: RefSeq, a predicted model, not a curated record